UGUGAUUUAUCUGGAAAAUAUUUCAUUUGGGUCUACUCUUUAUCUUAAUCGAUAAGAAAGAUAAGCUUUAUCUUGCUCACGUAUACAUGUGUGGUACGUUAGAAUUUAGCAGUCAGUUAGCCCAUGGCUAAGUACGAGUAAGUGUUUUUCGAUUUGAAGUUAGUUUCUUCAAAGAAAUAUAAGCUUAACCCAUAUUUUAAAGAAAAACGGAUACCUUGCAUCAUGACUUCUGCAGCUGAUGUUUUACUGUGCUCUGUAGUCCUCUUACUGGUUGCUACAUGUGAAGCAGAAGGAAUCAACGCUCUGAUCGGGGAAGAAUGCGAAGUGGAUAGGAAUUGCAUUUCCGCUCAAAUGCUGUGCCCCUCCACCGGGCGAUGUGAAUGCUGGAGAGGACAUUAUCCUACCGAAGACAGAAGAAACUGCAUUGCUACUACUAGUGGGCUUUGCUUCGAUAACUCGGACUGCAGAAGCCUACUCUAUUCAAGCUGCUUUAUACGAGACAGCUUUGAUGGGUCGUGCACUUGCAGUGACGGCUACUCUUCUAGUGAAGAUGAGCGGGAAUGUCUACCCGACAUGGGUUACCAGGAAACAUGUAAGGAGGCUGUGCAGUGCGAGUCGAGACUCGUCGACAACGCCGUCUGCAGGGAAGGGAAAUGCGGCUGUCAAGUGAACUACCACUAUUCGACGCUAGACGGACGUUGUAUCAGGGAUGUCCGUCUGCUAGAACCGUGCGUUAACAGCUCACAGUGCGUGACCAGCAAUCAACACAGCAAGGUCGAGUGUCGCGACAACAGAUGCUCCUGUCCUGAAGGAUACGAACAGAUUCAAGAUUAUUGCAGAGCCGGUGGACAGAAUGUGAUCAUUUCUUUAUGGGCUUUCGUGUUGUACUGGGUUGUUAAAAUUUUUAUUACGUAAACGUCUGAAACAGACUUCUACUGCAACAGCAGAAAUACUGUUCAUAUCUGAAGACAUCUUACAACAGAUUCAUUAUUGUGUCAUUCCUGCAAUCGUGAUAAUUAAAACUGAAAGAGAUUAUCAAUUGGGCAGCCUAAAUCAGCACACACAGAAGUCCGUCCAUUUGGAAUGUUCAGUGGAUAACAUUAGAAACAGUCGGAGAGUACCGUAUAUUAUGACAGACGUUUGCCGGUGUUUCGGAAGAAGGUACUGACCCCGUCUUCAGGGCUAAACAAUAAGACUGCUUGCUUCCCCAUCUUCCUCUUUGCUAAGCCUCUACUAGGUAGACUGCAAGGUGGCAUGUCCCUAUCCUUCCCAUACACCGCCGUUAGAACCCCACAUCUGACCCGCCUAUGCAAACAUAAAGCAGUUUUCAUUCAGUCACUUAAUGAAGAGGAAAUUAAUCCAGGAUUCGAGGCACACUGGAGGAUAUAUCUUAAGUGGCGAAUUUGGUUUAUCUUAGAAACCUUAUUAUUCGUCUUUCUCUUCGUCAUCUGAUGUAGUUAUCGCAUCAACUGAUUACAGUAGACACCGGAAACUAUCCAAUUCGGUACUCUUCGACAGCAGUAUAGUUACAGUGCCAAUUUGAGGUUUAGAAAAGCACUAGCAUCUUCUUCACUGAAGAGCUGCUAAUUUUUAUAUAAAGUCUUUUUCAAAAUAUGUAAUUUCAUCCGGAUAAUAUUUUAAUUAAGAUGAAAAAUUAUAUGACAAAAAUGCAUCAUUAUAAAUUAAGAUGUGAAAUUUCUACUAUAAAUAUAUUGUACAAAUAUUGUGGCUUAUUUGUUUUACUACACAAUGGGGAAAUGAGGGCGCUCAAAGGGGCCUAGGGUCGGGAGUUUUGUUAAAUAAAUUCAGUUUCUCAUGGGUCACAACAAUGAUGUGUUUAUGGGCAUAAAUAAGUUAAGUGUGCAAUCUUAAGUGCAUUUCCCCUACUGAAUGAAGAAGACAAUGAAAUAUGGUUUUUCUGCAUGAAGCUGGAAUGUACAAUGGAAUGUUUUGUUUUUUGUUGGACUAAAUUAUGGAUGUGCCAAAAAGCAAAUAGACUUGCUGUAAUGUAAUGUCGACACAGGGCUCAGCUAGGUGGAAGUGUAAAGCUUUGCGCAAA
Molecule: messenger RNA, 2059 nt
Organism: Cryptotermes secundus
Lineage: Eukaryota; Metazoa; Arthropoda; Insecta; Blattodea; Kalotermitidae
Product: multiple epidermal growth factor-like domains protein 10
Exons: 6
Coding region: 223-915 (230 amino acids)
Source: RefSeq, a predicted model, not a curated record